This is a messenger RNA of Scaptodrosophila lebanonensis, 1986 nucleotides long. RefSeq lists its product as uncharacterized. The transcript is spliced from 3 exons. Bases 12 to 1382 code for a protein of 456 amino acids. NCBI's taxonomy places the organism in Eukaryota, Metazoa, Arthropoda, Insecta, Diptera, Drosophilidae. The record is from RefSeq and is a predicted model, not a curated record.
UCGAUUGCAAGAUGUGGAAAUGCCCGUUUGCUUUUCUUGGCAAUAAAGUUCAACAGGCGGAGGCGUACCCGGCUACAGACAUAUUGCAGUUGAAUUAUGAUUGCUAUCUGGAGAUUUUGUCCUACCUCAACACACUGGAGGAUCAACUUAAUUUCGCUCGUGCUCAUCCAAAACUUUGUGAAAUUUUUAUGCACCACGCCCGUUUUCGCUAUGCCAAAAUAAAUGUGAGAAUGCUGGAGUCCAUUGUGGAUUGGGAAUAUCUGCUUGAAUUGUGCGGAUCGAAUAUUCAGGAGUGCGAAGUGCGUUGUGGCAACUGGGAUAAGGACUUCGUGUUGCCGUUUAUGGCGCUGCUAGGCAAGCAUUGUACAAAUUUGUGGCACAUGCAUUUAAUAUUUGUACAAACUUAUGAAAUGACAUCAACCCAGGAGCCGGCUGAAAACCAGGAUAGCAUUAUGGAAAAGCUACAGGAACUUCGGGGCCUGCGUAGCCUGAGCCUGGGCUAUUCCAAUGCAACCCAGAUGAAGCAACUGCAGGACAUUAAUAAUCUGGAAUCAUUGUACAUACAUGGUAUCGAUGUGAAACUCAGCUCGUUAGACUUUGUGCAAGCAUUCAGCUCUAUGCAGCAACUAAGAACGCUCUCAUUGUAUUUCGGAUCUGCCUAUUCGCGUGCACAACAGGUACCGGAUUUGGCAACGCAUUGUCCGCUGCUGGAGCACCUGACAUUGUACAUGUUUAAUGCGAACUUAGUGGACUUGGGUGAUUUCGUGAACCUUAAGUCGUUGCACUUGAUUGCCCGCAGAAAUUUGGCUAUAGAGACUAGUUUAUACCGCUCCUUAACUACCAAAUAUGCAAAUCGCUUGCAGCUGCUUGAGAUAAAGAACGUUAAAAUAGAGCACCAUCAAGCCAAUUAUAUAGUAAGACUUAAAGCUUUGCGUGCCCUUCUCUGUGAUCGGUGGCCUAUAGUCGCUUGGCCUCUGCUUUCGCAACUAACCGAGCUGGAGUGUUUGCAGUUGAAAGAGCAUGUCGCCGGAGGUAACGAAAGCGCAAGCACUGAUGUACUGUUAAAUGUUAUUGCUGACCUGACAAAGCUUCGGCAUCUUAAACUGGGAAAGCAGUGGCCUAUUGACGACACCCUCGUGAGUGCUGUGCGCGAAGUACUAUGCAGGCGUACAGGAGCAAAAUCGGGGGAGGAGCACAUUCCAUUUGUUCUUACCCUGUCGUCGGAUCUGGCGCCCGAGCUUGAAAAUAAGUUGAGUGUAUUACGCUUGGGAUAUUUUUUGCGCGUUGACUUAAGCGGUAGUACCACAUGCCAGCACUGUAAGCUGGACGGACCGGACGAUGUUUAUCCAAAGCAGGUGCUUGGAAUUACCUGUUGGGACUAGACCUCACCUCACAGUGUGCCUGUUCAAUGGCAACGGUCAGCUUCAGUAUCCAAUCGUUAUAGGAUAUAUACCGACUCUCGAGCUCAGCCCGCUUUGUCUCAUAGUCAUAAAUGUCGGCGUGGAACGUGAGGGCUUGUGGUUCAAUGCUCAGGACGGGCAGCAAUGUGGACGUCGUUGAAUCCAGCUGAAGCUCGAACUUGGAAUUCCAUAAAAUGCAAGUCGUAAGCGAGUCAGCAAAGUAACGUUGCACUAUGUAAAUUAAUGAAAUAACAACAUCGAUUUGAUUAUCACGUGUUUUGAAGCAGUUAAUAGAAUUAAAAAUAAGCUCCAAUUGGAAAAAAGUAAUUAUCCAAUCUCUAUAUACAUGAAACUUACUGAGAAAAUUCAAAACUGAGGUCCAGUAGUUUUGAUUUGGUAGCAUGAUUGUCAUCUUUUGAGCCAAGAAACCACAAUCAACUUUUUAUAUGCGUUGGUUCUCGUGUUACUUGCAUAAGAAAUCAGCUAUUUAAUGGACUUAUUAACUGCAUGCACACAAAAAUAGUCAAUACUAUCGAAUCAAAUAUUUAUUGAAAUAUAAAGCAAAUAAAUAUAACCACUAUCGUAA